UCAGCCUCCUGAGCCACUGGGAUUACAGGCAUGCUCCACCGAACCCGGCCCAAAAUUUAUUCCUUUAUCUUAUUUUUUUAAAUAUUUUGAGACAGGGUCUCACUACAUACAAGUCAAUGGGAUUAUGGGAGUGUGCCACUGUACCAGGCAUGACCUAGUUUUUGUUUUCCUAGGAAAAGGACUUGUUUUUGGCAUUUUUGCAAUUUUUAUAGGUCCUGUGAGAGGUGAAACCUUGGUGACACUGAAAUCUUUCUAAGAACAUGUACCACUUUUCCCCUUAUUUUAUUCAGCUUUGACAUUCUCCAACAAAAACCUUAAUGAUUACCUAUGAGUAUACUGAGUUAUCCUUCAUGAGUCUUAUUUACUAUUAUAUUCUUGUGGAUGUACAGAAACUAACAUACAGGCUUCCAGUUGUGGUCCCUUAGUGCAACCCCAAAGGAUGUGCUUAAUUCUUUAAAUAAGGAGUUGUAAAAAGAGGUUUUGUUUUGUUUUGUGAUGCUGGGGAUUGAACCCAGGGCUUUGUGCAUGCAAGGCAAGCAUUCUACCGGCUGAGCUAUAUCCCUAGCCAAAAAAAGAGUUUUAAAAUCUGAUCCAGUUCACUAAAGAUUCAUCACCCAGGCGUGUUUCAGGGGAUAAUGAGAUAGGCAACAUCUAAAGAGCAUGUCAAAGUCUCACAAACAUGUAGAGGAGCAACAGGAUUUAAACAGGCUGAAUUUUGUUGGGAUAACCUGCAUGGGAACACAAUUCCCUCUUUACAGUUAUGCUGGUGAGGAUCAUACUAACAGUAGUUCCCAGAUAUCAACAAAGAUCAAAGUUUUUCCUCAAGUAUUUCUAAGAAUAUGCUGUCUCAUAAUAGCUACUGAUAUUACGUUUAGUACAUGUUGGACUUUGUGGUGAGAAGGGCUAGAGAUGAGUGUACAAAGAGAACUGGAGUGACCCAGAAGCACAGCCAGAGUUCCUGUUCUUUCUGUUACUCUAACAAGUAGAUAUGAUCCAGCAUCAGAAUUGAUGUGAGAGGAUGUGAGCCUGGCUGGAGAGUUAAGAGUGUGACACCCAGGUGUUGGAGUAUUGGGAGACACAGUACCAUAUUAGAUUCUCACAACCUGAGUGUAGGUCUGCAGUAUGUCUCAUUUUCCUCCUUGGAAUACCUGUGGGAUGUUUUAGGAGUUGGUGACCUUUGAGGAUGUGGCUGUGAACUUCACCCUGGAGGAGUGGGCUCUGCUAGAUCCUUCCCAGAAGAAGCUCUUCAAAGAUGUGAUGCAAGAAACCUUCUGGAACCUGACCACUAUAGGAAAAAACUGGAAAAAUCAGGCCAUCGAUGAUCACUAUAUUUCCUGGAGAAAUCUACGAAUUCAAGUGAUUGAGAGACUCUGGGAACAGAAAGAAGAUAAUCAAUAUGGAGAAAUAUUCAGCCAGAUCUUAGAUCCUCUUAUAAACAAGAGAAGUUCUUCUGGAGUAAAACCAAGUGAACACCAUGUGUGUGGAGAUGUCCUCGUUGCAGAUUCAUCCCUAGCCAUGCCCCAGACAGCUCAUAUUAGACACAAAGCACAUGAGUAUCUGGAACAUGGAGGGAAGCCAUAUGAAUAUAAGGAACAUGGGAAAGCCUUCCAUGAUCCCCAAGGUUUUCAGAAGCAUGAAAGAACUCUCACAGCAGAGAAACCCCAUGUGUGUAAGCACUGUGGAAAAGCCUUUAGUUCUUCUAGGUACAUUAAAGUUCAUGAACGAAUUCACAGUGGAGAGAAACCUUAUAAAUGCAAACAAUGUGGCAAAGCCUUUCGUUUUCCCAGUUCCCUUAAAAUUCAUGAACAGAUUCACAGUGGAAAGAAACCCUAUGUGUGUAAGCAAUGUGGAAAAGCCUUUAGCACUUCCAGAUACAUGAAAACACAUGAAAAAAUUCACAGUGGAAAGAAACCCUGUGUAUGUAAACACUGUGGAAAAGCCUUUAGUUCUUCCUAUUAUAUUAAAAUCCAUGAACGAAUUCACAGUGGAGAGAAACCCUGUGUGUGUAAGCAAUGUGGAAAAGCCUUUAGUUCUUCCUAUCGCCUUAAAAUCCAUGAACAAGUUCAUCGUGGAGAGAAACCCUGUGUAUGUAAACAAUGUGGAAAAGCCUUUAGUUCUUCCUAUUACAUAAAAAUCCAUGAACAAAUUCACAGUGGAGAGAAACCCUAUGUUUGUAAACAAUGUGGGAAAGCUUUUCAUUUAUAUAGAUCCCUUCAAAGACAUGAAAUAACGCACACUAGAAGGAAACCCUAUGUAUGUAAGCAAUGUGGGAAACAAUUUAUUUCCUCCAGCUCCAUUAGAAAACAUGAACGAAUUCACAGUGGAGAGAAGCCUUAUACAUGUAAACAAUGUGGGAAAGCCUUUCCUUUUCUCAGUUCUCUUCAAAUGCAUGAACAAAUUCACAGUGGAAUAAAACCAUAUGUAUGUAAGCAAUGUGGAAAAGGCUUUAAUUCUUCUAACCAUAUGAAAACACAUGAACGCAUUCAUAGUGAAGAGAAACCUUAUACAUGUAAACAAUGUGGGAAAGCUUUUCAUUUCCCCAGAUCCCUUCAAAUACAUGAAAUAACCCACAAUGGAGAGAAACCCUUUGUAUGUAAGCAGUGUGGAAAGGGCUUUAGUUCUUCCAGCUCCAUUAGAAAACAUGAACAGAUUCACAGUAGAGAGAAGCCCUGUGUAUGUAGGCAAUGUGGAAAAGCCUUUAGUUCUUUCUAUUACAUUAAAAUCCAUGAACGAAUUCACAGUGGAGAGAAACCUUAUAAAUGCAAUCAAUGUGGGAAAGCCUUUCAUUUUCCAAAUUCCCUUCAAAUUCAUGAACAAAUUCAUAGCGGAAAGAAACCCUUUGUGUGUAAGAAAUGUGGAAAAGCCUUUAGUUCUUCCAGCUCCAUUAGAAAACAUGAACGACUUCACAGUGGAGAGAAACCCUAUAUAUGUAAGCAAUGUGGAAAAAGCUUUAGUACUUCUAGAUGCAUGAAAACACAUGAACAGAUCCACAGUGGAGAAAAACCCUGUGUAUGUAAACAAUGUGGAAAAGCCUUUAGUUCUACCUAUUAUAUUAAAAUCCAUGAACGAAUUCACAGUGGAGAGAAACCUUAUGAAUGCAAGCAAUGUGGAAAAGCCUUUUGUUUUCCCAAUUCCCUUCAAAUUCAUGAACAAAUUCAUAGUGGAAAGAAACCCUACAUAUGUAAACAAUGUGGAAAAACCUUUAGUUCUUCCAGCUCCAUUAGAAAGCAUGAACGGAUUCAUAGGGGAUAGAAACCCUAUAUGGGUAAACAAUGGGAAACCUUUCAGUCGUUCUGAUGCAAUCAAAAGAUCUGAGAAAACACUGGAGAUAAACCCUAUAUGUGUAAGCAAUGUGAAAUAGGCUUUAAUUCUUCAAGCCCCAUCAAAGCACAUGAAUGAAUUCACAGGGAAGAGAAGUUCUGUACAUGUAAACAGUGUGGGAAAGCUUUCAUUCAGUCCUGUACAAUCAGAAGACGUGAAAUGUACACCGGAGAAAAAUCCUGUGUAUGAAAACAAUGUGGCAAAGCCUACAGUUAUCCCUGUCCCCUCAAACAAUAUUAAAGAAUUCACGGUGAAAUGAAAACAUGGCAUGAAAGCAGUGUGGGAAAUCCUCCAGUGAUUCCUCCACACUUAAAAUACAUGAAGGAAUAC
Messenger RNA from Ictidomys tridecemlineatus (thirteen-lined ground squirrel), 3651 nucleotides. The record is from RefSeq and is a predicted model, not a curated record. Lineage: Eukaryota; Metazoa; Chordata; Mammalia; Rodentia; Sciuridae.